GUUCCACCCUAGAGUCUUGGUCUCUUAGUAGCAGGGACAGCAGCCCUAGGUAGCCCAGAAGACUAUGUGUCUUCACUGUAAUUGAGAUCACUGUUGACCCAGGCCUUGCAAUGACAGAGAGUACAGCCUCAGGGACACAGGGUCCUUCUGGGACCAUGGAUGAUACUAUUGUCCUCAAACGUCGAGGAUACAUAAUGGGCAUAAAUUUGGGAGAAGGUUCCUAUGCAAAAGUCAAAUCUGCUUACUGCGGCCGCCUAAAGAUCAAUGUGGCAGUUAAGAUCAUUGAUAGGAGGAAAGCCCCAGCAGACUUCCUGGAGAAAUUCCUUCCUCGGGAAAUUGAGGUUAUGGCCAUUCUAAACCAUGGCUCCAUCAUCAAGACCUAUGAGAUCUUUGAGACAUCACAGGGCAAGGUCUACAUUGUCAUGGAGCUUGGGGUCCAAGGUGACCUCCUCGAGUUCAUCAAAACCCAAGGGGCCCUGCAAGAGGAUGAUGCUAGAAAGAAGUUCUACCAGCUCUCCUCAGCCAUCAAGUACUGCCAUGACCUGGACAUAGUCCACAGAGACCUAAAAUGUGAGAAUCUUCUUCUUGACAAGGACUAUAACAUCAAGGUGUCAGACUUUGGCUUCUCUAAACGCUGCCUACGGGAUGACAGUGGUCAGCUGACACUUAGUAAGACCUUUUGUGGGUCAGCAGCAUAUGCAGCCCCUGAGGUGCUGCAGGGCAUCCCCUACCAGCCCAAGGUGUAUGACAUCUGGAGCCUAGGUGUGAUCCUCUACAUCAUGGUCUGUGGCUCCAUGCCCUAUGAUGAUUCUAAUAUCAAGAAAAUGCUGCGCCUCCAGAAGGAACACCGCAUCAACUUCCCACACUCCAAACACCUAACCAGCGAUUGCAAAGACCUCGUCUAUCACAUGCUGCAUCCUGAUGUCCACCGGCGGUUGCGCAUAGAUGACAUCCUCGGCCACAGCUGGGUGCAGCCCAAAGUACAGAGUCUAGUCUCUGCAGCCCCCAACUUGGGGGAGAGCUCCCAGAGCACUGAGUCCUCUAGGACUCCUGAACCUACCCCUGGCAAGAAGCCUCCCACAAAGCCUGAGCCUCGGGAAGAGGCACAGACUGAGGCAGGACCUGAGGUACAGCCUGAGACAAUACCAGAGAGUAAGGUGCCAGUGGCCAGGCAGCUGGAGACUGUUGGCUUCUCCAGCCUGCUGCAAGUCCAGGAAUUAGAGGAGGGUCAGGCCCAGAUGCUUGCAGAGCAGCCUACCCAGUGAACCCACUGCCGUCCAAGCAGAGCUGGUAGACUAAACUCUGAGCCUGAAAGAGGUGAAGAAUGAGCUCCUACUUUGUCAGUUCUUCUCCCUCCCCCUGAAUUUGAUAACUCACACGGCUACAGACACAAUAAACCAUUGUAAUAGUGCAG
Messenger RNA from Heterocephalus glaber (naked mole-rat), 1414 nucleotides. RefSeq names its product testis-specific serine/threonine-protein kinase 1. The record is from RefSeq and is a predicted model, not a curated record. Gene Ontology annotation, molecular function: ATP binding; tau-protein kinase activity. NCBI's taxonomy places the organism in Eukaryota, Metazoa, Chordata, Mammalia, Rodentia, Bathyergidae. Gene Ontology annotation, biological process: protein phosphorylation; microtubule cytoskeleton organization; intracellular signal transduction. Gene Ontology annotation, cellular component: cytoplasm.